UUUGAUGUUACUGCUAAAAUAAUCUCCAGCUAGACAGAGUUUUACAUGGACUCAAAGAGAGAAACAGCUACCGAACAACUGCUUCUACGACAGAAACCGACACCGCAGACAGUCAGUGAGCCAGUGAGCUGCACUCAGCAGAGCGGACAGUUCGGCCAUGAGCAGCGUGUUCUCCUGACGGCCUCCACUCCAUCCAGAGAGCAGCUGCAGCACAGAUCUGACUGAUCUGUCCAUCCAGAGAGGAGGAGGAGGAGGAGGAAGAGGAAGCACUGCAGCAGACAUGCCGGGCCUGCUCCACAUCACCCUGACUGCUCUCCUGGCCAGCUGCGAUGCCUUCAGAUUGGCUCCGUCCCAGCAGGUCAUACCCCUCAGUCCUUCGGUGGCUCGUCUGUUCCAGGAUGAAGGCCCAGCCCAGCCACACUUCAUCAAGGAAUUAGUUAGAACCAAACGCCACUCGGUCCACGAGUUAGUGCGAGCCCAGCCUCAUUUGGUUCACGACAUGGGCUGGCCAGAGAUACAUGAGACAUCCCGUUCCCAGGCCAAGAUGGAAUCUGCUAACUCCUCUCAGCUGAACGCACCGUCGCCUGCCGGCCAGGAAGUAGCCUGGACCCGCCCUGCUGUGGAUGAAAACCUUGAUGUGGAGGACGAGAUGGAGCGUAUGGUUCAUCUGGCGGUUCCUCAGGAGGCAGACAGCUACAGGGGACGCUCAGACACCACCGACCCAGAGAGGGAGCUCCUCGGCGGGCCAGGAGCUGGCGAUGCCUCCCUGGAAGCCUCGGGCUUCUAUGGAACGGACAUGGAGGACAGAGACAGAGGAGAGGACGGAGGAGAGGACAGAGAGAGGAGAGGGGGAGAGGACGGAUGGGAGAGAGACACAGGGGAGGACAGAGAGAGGAGAGGAGGAGAGGAAGAAGAGAUGAGAGGAGGAGAGGACAGAGAGAGGAGAGGAGAAGAGGAAGAAGAAGAGAGGGGAGGAGGAACAGACGAUGUCCAUAUGUUGGAUGCCAACCACACAACUCCAGAUUUGGAUGCUCUGAUUGGCUACAGUCCGUCGUUCCACCCCUCCAUCUCCACCCAGCCCUCCAUCUCUCCCUCAGCUCAGGUGCAGGAUUCUGGGCUACAGGAGCAUCGUGCAUCCCCUGUCCUGGAGGCGGGUCCUCUAGAGAGAGAUCUGUGGGAGGCAGAGGGAGAGGAAGAUGGUCAUUCCAGUGGUUAUGGAGUCCUUCACUCCUCCAUCACUACAACUACAUCUACAUCUACAUCUACUGCUGCUGGUGGAGGAGGAAGAGGAGGAGACGCUGCAGGGACCGCCACCCCUGAGACCGACACAGGGACAGACUUUGGGCUGCUGGGAAGUUACACCAAAGAUGAGACAGAGGAUGAAGAGACAGAGAGGGAGGAGGAGGAAGAGGAGGAAGAAACCGGUCUGGCACACAAAGGCGCGUUUACCCAGAAUCCCACAGUAGCAGAGGUUGGCGUGGCUCCCAGCAGAGAGCCCCUCCAGCCCAGCGUGGAGGAAGAGGAGCAGCUGGAAGAGGAAGAAUUCAAAGGAGUUCGACUGCCAGACAGAAGUGAGGAGGAGGAGGAGGAGAGAUGGAGAAAGAUGGAGGAGGAAGAGGAGGGAACAAGAAUUAGACACAUCGUCCCGCUCACCACAGAUCCCUCCCCCACCAUCGGCUUCACCGACCAGCUGGAGAAGACCACGCCCCUGCAGACCCCGAGGUCAGAGGUCAGAGGAGGUGGAGUCACAGAGGUCCGUGGUUUUGAUGAGCUGGACGAGGCCCGGCAGGUGAUGUGUGUCGACUGGAAAGAGCUGGCUGAACGUGGAUACGUCGUCCUCAACAUGACGGUGAACGUCAACUGUGCGGAGUUUCGUGUGGACCAGGGCGUACGGUUGUUGAAGGUCAUGGAGCGCGAGUUUGCUCGGAGAGUUAACAGCCCCGAGGGAACAUGGGUACUCUACCUCAGCAAGCCGACACACCAGCAACACCAGCUGCUGGUGAACGUGGCGACUGAGCACGGAGUGUUAGCCACCAGGCAGGUACUUGUCAUACUGGAUGUGAUCAGGAAAAGUUUGAUUGAGUUGGGCGUCCAGAACUACAGUGCGGCCAGCAGCUGCCCGUCUCGUCCCAGUCAAACCCGCAGCGACUACGGGAAGCUGUUUGUGGUUCUGGUGAUCAUCGGCUCCGUCUGCAUGGUCAUCAUCACAUCUGGAUUCAUUUACAUCUGCUGGCAGAGACGACUGCCUGCAACCAAGACCACGUUCCGCGCUGAGGAACUUCACUUUGUGGAGAACGGUUGCCACGACAACCCCACGCUGGACGUGACCAAUGACAACCAGCCUGAGAUGCGGGAGAAGAAGUCGAGUACCAACGGGCUGGCGGGGGGAGGAGACGGAGGCGGGGAGGAGAGCAGUCGCUGGAAGGUGUUUGUCAAUCAAGCAGCGACUGAGGAGGAAGAAGAGGAGCAGGACACACAUCUCUGAUGGACGAAGAGGAAGAGGAGAUGGGUGAUUACGGUCUUUGAUAGACAGAUGAUCAGUGGAGCCGAGAGGGAAGAAGAAGAAGAAGAGAGACAGAGGAGGAAGAAUACAAGAUGGUGGAGAGAACAAAGAGAGAGAACAGUAAAAGUAGUUGAUGGGAGUUAAAGGUGUAAAGCCUGAGUGACAGGAGUGAUGAGUGACAGGUGUGUUGAGUGACAUGUGUGAUGAGUGACAGGUGUGAUGAGUGACAGGUGUGUUGAGUGACAUGUGUGAUGAGUGACAGGUGUGUUGAGUGACAGGUGUGAUGAGUGACAGGUGUGUUGUCGGGUCAGGUUGAUGCUGGGAGGAGGUGAGCAGGAGGAGUCGCUGACAUCAGCGUCUAUACGCUUCGCAUUUGAAUUCAUUGAAAGACGAUAAACUCUCCGAUCUCGUAACGACGUCCACCUUCUGAAACAAAGCAUCUCCUUGUUUUUAAUGUUCCAUGACGUCACCAUGUGUUUAGUGUGACUUAUGUUUUUAGCUUUCUGCACCACAAAAUACAACAUGAAACUAGUGACAACACCAUAACAUGAAGCACCUUUUUCCCACCGUUAACGUUUGAAUGUAAAGGAGCUUUUUGUCAUAUUAAUUCAGAUUCUUUGACAAAACGGCUCCACCAGCAGCAGGAAACUAAAAUAACAAACAUUUACCAGUGUCAGUACCUGAUCCGCGCCUACCCAGUAUACCUUGUGGGAAGUCCCACCCCUAUUCUGCCUCUGAUUGGCUACUGGCUUCUAAAGCUAAACGCUAACGAUAGGUAACCUAGCUGUGAUGCUAACCGGAGCUUCGGAGCUUCAGAGCUGCCGUGGCCGAGGAGACUCAACCACGGCAGCUGUGAAGGCAGGCUACCUGGUCCGAACACCACGAUGGUGUUUCAGCAUUUAAUUCACUUCUGAGAAUUUUUUCAGAGCGGGUUAUUUCAGCGUGACUGACAAUCUUCACAGGCGCGAGCUAGCUUUUCAUCUCAACGAAAAAGUCAAUCAGUUUUCGCAAAACUGACAAUAUUGAAAAUCCACAUAGUUGAUUUUUAAAAAAUUCUCAGAAGUGAAGUUAAUGAUGAAACAACAUAGCGGUGUUCGGAAUGGCUAACCUCAGCCACGGCAGCUAUGAAGCUCCGGUUAGCAUCAUAGCUAGGCUACCUACGGUUAGCAUUUAGCUUUAGAAGCCAGUAGCCAAUCAGAGGCAGAGUAGGGGUACUGGGUAGGAGCGCCCGCACAUGUGCAGACCGGAUCGGGCAGCUGGGACGGAUCCCAGGCUGACAGUAGGUGGAAUACCCAAGAAGACGUUGUUUACUUUGACAAACAGGGUUACUAAGUACAAAAAUAUUGUACCAAAGUACAACUUUGUGGUACUUUAGUUUUUGUGCUACUUUAUAUUGAAUACUCAACUACAUUUAUCUGAAAGCUAUAGUUACUGUACAAAUUAAUAUUUUACAUACAAAACAUUUGAUGACCGUACAAAUUAAUAAGGCAUUAAUAUACUGUAGAUGAAACAACAGUAUAUAAAGUAUUUAAAAUGACCUGUUUUGUCACCUUCUACAGUACAACGGUUAAAUGCUAUUUAAUGCAUCGUUAAUAAUAAUGCAAUAAUAUAAUACAUAAGAAUGUCUAACACUUUAACCGGGCAGUUUUCUGCAUUACUUUACAUUUUUUCUAUCGAUACUCCUGCACAUUUACUUAAGUAAUAUUUUGAAUGUAAGGUUUUACUUGUGAUGGAGUAUUUUUAUUUUUACUUAAGUAAAAGAUGUGAAUACUUCUUCUGUUUCUACCACUGUUGAUUACACAGCAAGAAAUAAUUCAUGAAGUCUAAUGAAGAAUAUGCUGGAAGGUGUCACGGUUUCAGAGCCGUUCGUCGGUUUCAAAGCUCUUCGUCGGUUUCAGAGCCGUUCACCGGUUUCAGAGCUCUUCGUCGGUUUCAGAGCCGUUCACCGGUUUCAGAGCUCUUCGUCGGUUUCAGAGCCGUUCAUCAUUUCAGAGCCGUUCAUCGGUUUCAGAGCCGUUCAUCAUUUCAGAGCCGUUCAUCGGUUUCAGAGCCGUUCAUCGUUUCAGAGCCGUUCAUCGGUUUCAGAGCCGUUCAUCGUUUCAGAGCCGUUCAUCGGUUUCAGAGCCGUUCGUCGGUUUCAAAGCUCUUCGUCGGUUUCAGAGCUGUUCACCGGUUUCAGAGCUCUUCGUCGGUUUCAGAGCCGUUCAUCAUUUCAGAGCCGUUCAUCGGUUUCAGAGCCGUUCAUCAUUUCAGAGCCGUUCAUCGGUUUCAGAGCCGUUCAUCGUUUCAGAGCCGUUCAUCGGUUUCAGAGCCGUUCAUUGUUUCAGAGCCGUUCAUCGGUUUCAGAGCUCUUCGUCGGUUUCAGAGCCGUUCAUCAUUCCAGAGCCGUUCAUUGUUUCAGAGCUCUUCGUCGGUUUCAGAGCCAUUCAUCAUUUCAGAGCCAUUCGUCGGUUUUAGAGCAGUUCAUCGGUUUCAGAGCCGUUCAUCAUUUUCAGAGCUCUUCGUCAGUUUCAGAGCCGUUUGUCAGUUUCAGAGCCGUUCGUCAGUUUCAGAGCUCUUCGUCGGUUUCAGAGCCGUUCAUCAUUUCAGAGCCGUUCGUCGGUUUCAGAGCCGUUCGUCGGUUUCAGAGCUCUUCGUCGGUUUCAGAGCCGUUCAUCAUUUUCAGAUCUCUUCGUCGGUUUCAGAGCCGUUCAUCAUUUCAGAGCUGUUCGUCGGUUUCAGAGCUCUUCGUCGGUUUCAGAGCCGUUCAUCAUUUUCAGAGCUCUUCGUCGGUUUCAGAGCCGUUCAUCAUUUCAGAGCCAUUCGUUGGUUUUAGAGCCGUUCAUCGGUUUCAGAGCCGUUCAUCAUUUUCAGAGCUCUUCAUCGGUUUCAGAGCCAUAAAUCAUUUCAGAGCCGUUCAUCGGUUUCAGAGCCAUUCAGCGGUUUCAAAGACAACAGCGACUCCUCUUAGCUUCUCCUCCACAUCAGCCUGUAGCUACUUUAAAAUGGAGGUUUUGGCACUUUAUUGAUUCCUCUUGGAAACCGUGACGAUCACCAUUGAGCUGCUGCGUCAUGUUAAAUGUAUAAACAGUUAUUCCAUUGAAUGGUUGUAGCUGCUGACGAUCAGUCAUGUGAUUCUAUACGUUCGUCCUGUUAGCCUAAUAUGCUUUUUAUACUAGUGCUGGAAUGGCUGCUGUACGCUGCGGGCUAACUCUUGACGCCAUGACACAUGGGCAACAUUUAGAGGCCAAAAGCAUGACAAUGUAACUAGUUACAGUGUUGGAGUCGAGUCACCAAACUCCAAGUCCAAGACGAGCCCCAAGUCUUCGAUGUUUCAAUGUUAAAUGUUUAAGUCCGAGUCACUAUGGUCACAUUGGAUUCGCUUUGAUCAUGAGCAAGUCACAACGGUCAUGUCCGAGUCACUUCAGUCAUGUUUGAGUCACAUUUGAGUCAUUACGGACAUGUUUGAGUCAUGUUCGAGUCACUAUGGUCAUGUUUGAGUCACAUUUGAAUCACUACGGUCAUGUCCGAGUCCCUACAGUCACGUUUGAGUCACAUUCGAGUCAUUACGGUCAUGACUUGAUCACUACGGUCAUGUCCGAGUCACUACUGUCAUGUCCGAGUCACAACGGUCAUGUCUGAAUCACGUUCGAGUCACUACGGACAUGUACGAGUCACAACAGUAAUUUUUGAGUCACGUUUGAAUCACUACGGACAUGUCCGAGUCACUACAGUCAUGUUUGAGUCACUACGAUCAUGUCCAAGUCACAACGGUCGUGUCUGAAUCACUACGAUCAUGUCCGAGUCACUACGGUCAUGUCUGAAUCACUACGAUCAUGUCCGAGUCACUACGGUCAUGUCUGAGUCACUGCGGUCAUGUCCGAGUCACUAUGGUCAUGUCCAAGUCACUACGGUCAUGUCUGAAUCACUACGGUCAUGUCUGAAUCACUACGGUCAUGUCUGAAUCACUACGGUCAUGUCCGAGUCACUUGCAAAGAACAUGUCCGAGUCACUAUGAUCAUGCCUGUGUCAUGCUCGAGUCAUUGCGAUCAUGUCCAAGUCACCAUGGUCAUACCUUGUACUGGACUUGAAAAGGUCAGGGUACCAUUAAUAAAAUAGCGGCUAGUUACCAAACAGAACAUCCAUUAAUGUCCCACAUCAGACGGACAGAAAUCAUUUGAGAUAUUUCUGUCAGUAAGACGACUCGGUUAACUGGAAUGGAGACAGACAGUUGAUAUCAGCUCUGUUCAACGUUGUGUUUGUUCACUUUUAUUCACAUUGAUUUGUCUUAACGAUGAUUCGGUUCAUCUCUCCGUUCCUGUUACAGGUAGUACUGCCCAUCUGCAUUUCAUCAAGAUGUUGCCUCCUGUAUGUUUCAGCUCGUUUACUCUGACUUCUCUCAAUGUAACAACACUGUAUGGCUUCACUAUAAACUACGCUCAUUUAUAUGCACUUUGUCAGCUAAACAGGAUUUAUGGAGCGUUCAGGACAUGCAGGAACUCACAGCCUCUGUCCUGAAUGACUCCCUGCGAUGUAGAUUAUCUGUUUCUGAGAGCACAAGACAGCAGUCCUCUUGUCCUCCACUGGAAGACAGAAUAGAUCAGCAUGUAGCUUUCAGCACACCAAUAUAACAAUAUAAGAUUCUGAUCAUUUAAAUUUGUUUUCUCAGAUGUUUUUUUCCUUUUCAGAAUCUGAUAGCAGCCUCACGUGUGGGCAGAAAACAAGUGAGCCUUUGUUUGUAAAGAGACGUUAGUUUCCUGGUUUCCAGGUUUUUGUCAAACAUUUUGUUGAGUUUUUAUUCAUCAAUCCCUUUCGUUUAUAUUUAUUUAUGUUCAUUUAUUUUACAGAUGUAUAUUUAUAUGCAUUUUGAUCACAUCCUGUCUGACUCUUUUGGUUGUCUGUGUAAUAAGUUAAAUGUGAGAAAUAAAGUUUGGAGAAAAUGUGA
Messenger RNA from Sebastes umbrosus (honeycomb rockfish), 7427 nucleotides. It is a transcript of the gene podxl2, whose product is annotated as podocalyxin-like 2. The transcript is spliced from 14 exons. The coding region runs from base 281 to 2485 and encodes 734 amino acids. Lineage: Eukaryota; Metazoa; Chordata; Actinopteri; Perciformes; Sebastidae. The record is from RefSeq and is a predicted model, not a curated record.